AUGCAUUAUAUUAAAAAAAAUUAUUUUGUAGGGUUCAUCAGGAAAGUAUAUGCCAUCGUGACCUUGCAACUGAUGGUCACCAUGGUCUUCGUCGUUCUAUUCACCUUCGUGCCACCAAUUAGAUACUUUGCAAACGAGCAUUCAUGGAUAAUGAUCAUAGCAGCAGUAACGUCUUUCGUCUUUAUGUUCGCGUUGACCUGUUUCGAGUCGUUGAGAAGAACUUAUCCGUGGAACGUCGUUCUCUUGACAUUUUUCGUAAGUGCAAGCUGUAUGGCUGGGUGUUCUAUUACUUUUCAUUCAGGGGAUACUGUAGCUUUAGCCAUUGGAAUCACAACGCUGGUUGUCUUCGCACUUACUCUCUUCGCCUUCCAAACCAAAAUAGAUUUCACGGUAUGCAACGGAGUUUUAUUCGUGGCCAUCAUAAUCCUCAUGGUGUUUGGAAUUAUGUGCAUAUUCAUCAUGAACAGGGUACGCCAUAUUAUACUUCACUUGGUUUACGCUAGUCUGGGAGCAUUUCUGUUCUGUCUGUACAUAGUUAUGGACACACAGAUGAUAAUAGGUGGCAGCCACAAAUACGCCAUCAGCCCUGAGGAGUACGUAUUCGCCGCCCUAACGCUCUACAUGGAUAUCAUCAACCUAUUCAUGUACAUCCUCAUGAUAGCCAGGCUGUCCAAGUAA
Molecule: messenger RNA, 678 nt
Organism: Helobdella robusta
Lineage: Eukaryota; Metazoa; Annelida; Clitellata; Rhynchobdellida; Glossiphoniidae
Exons: 8
Coding region: 1-678 (225 amino acids)
Cellular component (GO): membrane
Source: RefSeq, a predicted model, not a curated record